Messenger RNA from Cylicocyclus nassatus, 939 nucleotides. The record is from the annotation of a GenBank genome assembly. NCBI's taxonomy places the organism in Eukaryota, Metazoa, Nematoda, Chromadorea, Rhabditida, Strongylidae.
ACGGUCUCCUCGCUCGUGAGCGGUGUCGCCUACCGUAAUCCUCGUCGUCCCCGCUGCUGUGCACUGCAAACUUCGCUCAAGUUCGACACAAGGUUUCAUGAGAACCGUGACGGCUCUCUGAUAUCCACCUGGACAGCUCCCGACGAACUUUUGACGAUGGAAAGACUGGGACAGUUCCCGAUGUGUGUACCCCUUCUACAAGGGCUUCGGCCACCGCUACCGCCAUGGUUUCCUCUGGCGCUACCACCUAUGCCACACGCUAUGCAGCAAUUUCUCCCUCCGUCAGCUACUCUACAACCCCAAACAUCAGCCACUGACUCAGCCUCCGUCACUACUGCUGUCGAAGAAGACCUUUCAGCACCUUCCGUAAAAACCGAGGAGGUGAACUCCUCAGCUGGAUUGACACCUCCUACUCCUCCUACACAAACGCUUACCACUAGUGAGAUCCUUUCUAGACCACAAUCUGCUGAUUCAAGUGUACUUAGCGAGUCACCCCUUAGCAGUAACAAGUUGAAGAAACGCGUACUAUGCGAGAGAUGCAAUAAGUCGUUUUGCGACAAAGGUGCGCUAAAAAUUCACACUAGCGCUGUCCAUCUAAAAGAAAUGCACAUGUGUACCAUACCCGGUUGCGGCAAAGAAUUUAGCAGUCGAAGAAGCAGAAAUCGCCACUCUGCGAAUACUAAUCCGAAGUUGCACAUGCCGGAAGCGGCGCAAUCGUUUCGAGAGCACGUCGGCAUCAAUGCAGCAGCACUGACCAUGGCAGCUGCGACAGCCUGUCUACCUUCGUCGACUGCUGCUGUCAGUUUGCCUGUCCCUAUUCAGUUACCGCCAAAAGUAGUGGAAAGCGUCUCUGCAAACAGCAGUGGAAAGGAAUCUGACAAGGCGGAAUCAUCGACAUCAAUUCUUGGCAAAAGAAGAGCGGAAGACACCGUAGACCAG